AACGCGACCACAAACUUUUGCAGACGUUCUUCAAUCUCAAGGCUGAAGAGGCUCGCAAAAGCGCCUACCGAGUGUGUUCGCAAGCAGAGACCAUUCGUCGCUGCAAUUCGGAAUGACUGUGUUGAAACCUGUGACGCCUAAACCGAUAGACGAUCCUCUGGCCGUUCAAAGCUGCGACUCGGUGCGAACUAAACGGAAACACAAAACCCACCAAACCAGCCGAAUCCGCGGCUCAGCCCUAGCACUGCACCCACUAGAUCUGGGCUAACUUAUUCGUUUCCCCGAAUAUUCGGCCUCAAGAGAAACAAGAAAAAAAAAAGGAAAAAGAAUAAAAAAACGGCAGAUCUCACACUUCCGGUUAUGCACUUAGUCGAAGCAAGUAUGUCAGCGUCGCGAUCCUCUUCCGACCUGGCAGCCAGCCGGAUACCAGGCCUGCCGUCAUCCUUCUACUACAUACCCAAUUUUAUAAGCCCAAGCGAAGAGCAGUACAUACUCCAGAAGGCUGAUCCCUGCGAAUAGAUGGGUGCAGCUCUCUAAGCGUAGGCUGCAAGCUCACCCUUCAGCGCUCGCCGCAAACAAUACCCUCAUAUCCGCGCCGCUCCCUGAAUGGCUGACAAGCUAUCCACCCAUUCGUGAACGCUUUAAGGGCCUUGCAAUCUUUGAAGGCACAAAACAUAACGAGGCGAAUCAUGUCCUUAUCAAUGAAUACCAUCCAGGCGAGGGCAUCAUGCCUCAUGAAGAUGGCGCCGCGUAUUCACCAGUUGUGGCUACAAUUAGUUUGGGAGCACCUAUCGUACUUGAUAUAUACGAGAAGCGCGUUGGUGAUGAGGUUGAAGAGCAGAGAGAGGUGAAAUAUAGGAUCCUGCAAGAGCCGGGCUCGUUACUGGUCACGAAGGGAGAGGCGUACACAAGUUUGUUGCAUGGCAUUUCUCCCAUUACUCGAGACGAUAACCUCUCGGCAGAUAGGAUAGCUAAUUGGGAAUUGUUGGGGAACAAGAAAACAUUCGAGCUUAGUGGUGGCGUAAGCGAGAGAAGUACUAGGAUAAGCCUCACAUAUAGAGAUGUACUCAAAGUUAGCAAAGUUGGACUUGGUAUAUUGAGCAGAAGAUGAUCAACCGGAAAUCAUUCAGGCGAGCAUAUAGUUAAGCAUAAACACCUCUGACAUGUCAUGAUAUGAAUUGCUAUUUGCGACUGCGAUUAUUGGAGCUGAACAGGAAUCAGAGAGCAGUCGAGAGG
Verruconis gallopava is the source of this 1236-nucleotide messenger RNA. RefSeq lists its product as uncharacterized. Bases 728 to 1111 code for a protein of 127 amino acids. The transcript has 2 exons. Lineage: Eukaryota; Fungi; Ascomycota; Dothideomycetes; Venturiales; Sympoventuriaceae. The record is from RefSeq and is a predicted model, not a curated record.